CUUACUCAAAUUAUUGCCCGGUUUGCUGCCUUUUCUUGUUCCAAAGUUAAUUUCUCUAAAUCAGAGGCAAUGCCUCUGGGUAAUUUGCGACAACAGCCAGAUAACCCUAAUCCCUUCCCAUUCAAGUGGUCCCCUGCAGGUUUCAUAUAUUUAGGUAUAUACAUUACACCUAAAUUUGACCAGAUGUUUCAAACCAACUUUAACCCACUAUUCAAUAAAAUUAAAGAAGAUCUGGAAAGAUGGAACAGUCUUCCCAUAUCAUGGCUAGGCCGGAUCUCACUUCUGAAAAUGAAUAUCCUUCCACGUUUGCUCUAUCCUACACAAAUGAUUCCCAUCUUAUUCAAUCAUAAAAUAGUGAAAAGACUGAAUGGUUGGUUCAGCUCCUUUAUCUGGUGUAAACGCAGACCACGGAUUAGGUUGCCCAUCUAAGAUACAUAGCUGAUUGGAUCAAAGAUGACGCUUCUUCAAUUUGGCUUGAUAUCGAGAAGACUUUGUCCAAGUGUCCUCUAAAAAAUCUACUUUUUGUUGAUAAACCAAAAUGUAUUAGAAAGCUCUGUGGCAACCCGGUUACAAUUAAUACUGUUAGCGCAUGGAGGAUCACCCGGCAUAUAGAAGGCAGAUCAGGGCUUACGUCGGUUUUUACCCCGAUCACUGAUAACCCUGACUUUCUCCCAGGAACCUUGGACAUGGCUUUCAAACGCUGGACAGCUAAGGGAAUUUCCUCCUUAGGUGAUCUUUUUGAUGGUCCCAUUCUCAUGACUUUUAAUCAAAUUAUGCAAAAAUAUGGCGUAUCAAGAAAUGAUCUUUUUCGUUAUUUUCAGAUCCGUGAUUUUAUUAUUAAAGACACAUCAUUGCUUGCUGAUAUGAAUGUCACAAAAAUAGAAAAACAAGUGCUUCUUUCUCAGGGGGAUGCUUCCAUUAGAACCUUCUAUGGUGGUCUGAGGGAUUGCCCAAAUUUCAGCACUCGGGCGCUGGGAGUGAUCUGGGAGAGGGAGCUGGGUGUUGUGAUAACUGAGGAGAUGUGGGAGGACAUCUGGGAUAAUGCGAGGAAAAUAACAGUUUGUAAUCAAACAAGAGCAAUGCAAAUUAAGAUACUGCAUAGAGCACAUGUUGCUCCAAACCGUCUGUCCAAAUACAGAAAAGAUGUCUCUCCAUUUUGUCUUAAAUGUAAGGCAGGAACUGAUGAUCUUACCCACUGCUACUGGUCUUGUGUUAAAAUACAAAAAUAUUGGAAUGAUGUCUUAUUUGAAAUACAAAAGGUUCUGAAGAUGAAACUUGAACUUGACCCGGUCUCCCUCCUUCUGGGUCUUUCCAGUGGCCGUGUAACUGAUACAUAUCAGAAAAAACUGACAUUUUGUGCCAGGAAAAAUAUUCUUCAACACUGGACUUCAGAUAAAGCCCCCUCAGUUGCGGGAUGGCAUAGGACAAUAAUGGAAUAUAUACCUCUGGACUUUCUGACGUGUCUCCUGCACUACAAAACUAAUGCCUUUGAAAGAAUAUGGAAACCAUUUCUUGAAUAUAUCAGUGUAAACAUUUCUGUUAUAAUGACAAGGGCAUUUGUAUAGAAAGCUGUUUUUUCUUCUUCUUUUUUUUCUUCUUUUCUUUUUCUCCCACUGUAUCUCACCUAUGCUGAAUAAUAUACCUGUCAUAUUACCUAGAACUGCUCUUUCGGUUUGAUUCUGGUCUUUAUAUUGUUACUCCCAGCUGUUUUUUUUAAUUUUUAUUUUUUUUAUGUGGUCUUGUCUUGUGUAUGUAUGUUUGUUUAUUGACAAAAAAUUAAUAAAUACAUUAAAAAAAAACAAAAAAAAACAACACAAGCAUAUUUAUGCACAGCAAUGCCUCUGGUUAGCCACGUUAUGUGGCCAAAACAUGUCACAGAGAUGUUGAAAAUAAGAGGUGGCCUGAAAAAAAUAGCACAAAAUAUUGGCAAUUAUAAAAAUCCUUUUAAAAUGAAGGUAUGAAAUGGCUGAACUAAUGUCAGAGAGGGCGGAGACCAUCUUGUACGUGGUUUUCUCAUGAUUAGUAUUGAAUGAGCUUCAGACAUCUUGCUGGUAGAGGGUAGACUGCUGAAGCCCUGCAGUGUGCAUGGGAAUGUAAACAGGCUCUAGGUGGGGCUGUUAAGGUUAAUGAAAACACAGUUAUCAGAGAGUUAGAGACACUAGACAUGUACAGGAAACACUGAUUAACAGCAGCACACUUCUAGCAACACAUUGCCAGACAAUACAUGCUUGCAACACAACAUGGAGCCUCAGUUUGGAGGAAAACAUUUCACUGUCCAUUUCAUUUUAGUUCUGCUGUGUUGUGUGUUGGCAGAUGAAGAUAAGGAAAUAGUGAAAGCAAGAGAGGGAGCAACUGUCACCCUAAAGACAAAAGAAACCAAACGCAACAGUAAUGAACAGGUAUUGUGGACUUUUGGACCCAUGAACCCGAACGUGCGUAUCGCCAGUGUGAAGAAGUCAGAGGUCAAUAGUGACUACAACGAGCAUUUCAGAGACAGACUGCAGCUGGACACUCAGACUGGAGCUCUGACCAUCUCUCAGCUCAGAGUCAGUGACACUGGUGUUUACAAGCGCCAAUUCAUCAGCUCCAACAUCAUUUCUCAGCAUUUCCACCUUAUUGUCUACAGCUCUGUACGCCCUCCAUCUAUCAAGGUCAAUGCAUCUUUCGACAACAAAAGCUGUAGCUCAGUCUGGUUUGAGUGCUCUGUGGAGAACAGCAGAGAUCUGAUCCUGUCCUGGUACAGAGGGAGAGACAGACUGAAAGAGACAAGUGGUCCUGAUCUGUCCCCCAGGCUGUCUCUUGUUUUGGAAGUAGAGUCUCAUGAUGAAGAUGACUACAGCUGUGUGGCUGAAAACCCUGUUGAAGAAAAAGCCACUAAACUCCACAGAGAGGACACAUGUCCACAAAACACAGAGAGUAGCAGCUGGUGUCAGACUGAAGCAACGGUACUACUGGUUAUCUCUGCUAUAAUUGGAAUGGCUUUGAUUAUUGUUGUGGUGGACCACAUCAGACUCAGAAGAUGAACCUAGCUGGAGUCCUGAGGAUUCUGUCAUCACAUCGUCAUCACAGUCUCUCAAGCUUGACACAGGCUGGAACUUGUGACUAAUGUUCCCUAGAAACCACCCAGAGAGUUUAGACCUGCACAGACUGGGCACACAUGUCACAAGUUGUAUUUAAGAAUGGACAAGGCGUCAAAACUUUUCACCCGAUCUCUAUCACAAAUACACAACGUGAGAUACAGUGACGCUG
Molecule: messenger RNA, 3249 nt
Organism: Acanthopagrus latus (yellowfin seabream)
Lineage: Eukaryota; Metazoa; Chordata; Actinopteri; Spariformes; Sparidae
Product: hepatocyte cell adhesion molecule-like
Exons: 4
Coding region: 2241-3023 (260 amino acids)
Source: RefSeq, a predicted model, not a curated record